UCGCAUAAAAACACCAAAACAUAACCUUCUAUCAACGUGUACAAGCUGUUAACGUGCAGUGAGCAUUAUUCGUUUUCGGUUUUUCUACCACGUAUUUUUGUUGAUACAAAGUAAAAAUUUACAAUUCUCCACAAAAUUUAUUGUGAAUUAAAAUGGAGGAAAUGGAUAUAGGGAACGAAGAAAAUAAUGAUAAGAGUUCACCUGAGGAAUCAGUGGACAACGAAAAGAACAAAUCAAUAGAGAUUAAAGAUGAACCCGAAGAAGACAUGGACAAUGAGGUUGAUGAUGAUCAGGAGUCUGAAGAGGACGACGAAGAGGAUGCUGACGAAGCAGAGGUUAAAGCUUUGGAAACUUCUCUCGCUCAGAAUCCGUAUGAUUACACGAGUCAUGUAGCCCUUAUCAACAAAUUGCAAAAAAUGGGCGAACUAGAACGAUUACGUGCUGCUAGAAAAAAUAUGAGCACCAAAUAUCCAUUGAGUUCUGAGCUCUGGCUGUCUUGGAUGCGCGACGAAAUUAAAUUAGCUACCAUACCAGAGCAAAAAGCUGAAGUAGUCAAACUAUGUGAAAGAGCAGUCAAAGAUUAUCUCUGUGUGGAAGUAUGGUUAGAAUAUUUGCAAUUUAGUAUUGGUAAUAUGGGUACUGAAAAAGAUGCAGCAAAGAAUGUUCGGCAGUUAUUUGAACGAGCAUUAACAGAUGUUGGGCUACAUACUAUUAAAGGUGCAAUAAUAUGGGAAGCGUUUCGUGAGUUCGAAGCUGUGUUAUAUGCAUUGAUUGAUCCUUCAAAUCAAACAGAAAGAAAAGAACAAUUGGAACGUAUUGGUAACCUAUUCAAAAGGCAAUUAGCUUGUCCUCUUUUAGAUAUGGAAAAAACGUAUGAAGAAUAUGAAGCAUGGCGUUAUGGAGAUGGUGCAGAAGCUGUUAUUGAUGAUAAGAUUGUUAGUGGAGGAUAUGAAAGAGCGCUAUCAAAGCUUAAUCUGCGUUUACCAUAUGAGGAGAAAAUUGUUUCCGCCCAAACUGAAGAAGAACUUCUAGAUUCGUAUAAAAUGUAUUUAUCAUAUGAGCAACAAAAUGGAGAUCCUGGACGAAUAACUGUUUUGUAUGAAAGAGCAAUUACUGAUCUCAGUUUAGAGAUGUCAAUUUGGCUUGAUUAUCUCAAGUAUUUAGAAGAAAAUAUAAAAAUUGAAUCUGUCUUGGAUCAAGUGUACCAAAGAGCUACAAGAAACGUUCCAUGGUGUGCAAAGAUAUGGCAAAAAUGGAUAAAAUCAUAUGAAAAAUGGGACAAAUCAAUAUUAGAAGUUCAAACAUUGUUAGAAAAUGCUUUAACGACUGGAUUUUCUACUGCAGAAGAGUAUCGAAAUUUGUGGAUGACAUAUUUAGAAUAUUUGCGGCGAAGACUUGAUCGAUGCUCUUCUGAUGAAAAAAAGCAGUUAGAUAUAUUACGUUAUGCUUUUAAUAGAGCUUGUGAACAUUUGGCUAAAUCAUUUGGUUUAGAUGGAGAUCCCAAUUGUAUUAUAUUACAAUAUUGGGCAAGAACUGAAGCCAUACAUGCUAAUAACAUGGAAAAGGCUAGGUCUUUAUGGGCCGACAUUUUAUCACAAGGACAUUCCACAACAGCAUCUUACUGGUUAGAGUAUAUUUCAUUAGAAAGAUGUUACGGAGAUACAAAACAUUUAAGAAAAUUAUUUCAAAAAGCCUUGUCGUCGGUAAAAGAUUGGCCAGAAAGUAUAGCGAAUUCUUGGAUAGAUUUUGAACGAGACGAAGGAACACUAGAACAAAUGGAACUAUGUGAAAUACGAACAAAAGAAAAAUUAGAUAAAGUUGUUGAAGAAAGACAGAAAACACAACAAAUUUCUAAUCUUGAAUUAUCACCAUCACAAAACAAGAAAGCCUAUAAAAGAAAACAAAAAGAUACUGGUAAAUGGAAGAAUUUAGGAGCUUAUCCGAUAAAAAUUAUGAAAGUUGAAACACAGUUAAAACCGAAAAUAAGAGAAAGCCAUCUGAAUUUCGAAAAGAAAGACGACGUCGAUAUUGAAGAAAAAGAAAUUGCUGAAGUAUCCAAAACGAAACUAAUGAAGAAAAUACUGAAGGAACCAAACAUUCCUCCACCACCUGGUUUUAAAGCACCAGAAAGUGAACAAAUGGAAAUAGAUUACGUACAUGAAGUGGACGACAAAAUCUCAGUUUUCAUAAGUAAUUUAGAUUAUAGUGUGACUGAAGAAGAAGUCAGAAAUGCUUUAAAUCCGGCUGGACCAAUUACAAUGCUUAAGAUGAUCAGAAGCUAUAAUGGACGUAGUAAAGGAUAUUGCUAUGUGCAACUCAAUUCCAAGGAAGCAGUUGAUAAAGCUUUGGAGUUAGAUAGAGUUCCUAUAAGAGGACGGCCAAUGUUUGUUUCAAGAUGCGACCCAAACAAAACAACACGAGAAUCUGUUUUUAAAUAUAGUUGUUCCCUGGAAAAAAAUAAGCUUUUCGUCAAAGGACUUCCGGUAACAACGACAAAAGAAGAUCUUGAAGAAAUUUUCAAGGUUCACGGGUCAUUGAAGGAAGUCCGUAUAGUCACUUACCGUAAUGGCCAUUCUAAAGGACUGGCUUACGUUGAAUUUGUGGACGAAAACAGUGCUGGGAAGGCACUUCUGGCCAUUGAUGGAAUGAAGAUCGGUGACAAAAUAAUUAGUGUAGCCAUAAGCCAACCGCCUGAACGCAAAAAGGAUCCCAUUAAGUCUCUAGGUGGUUCUACAGUAAGCAGAACUACAUUUGGUACGCCCAAAACAUUAUUAUCUAUGGUACCUCGUACUGUAAAAACUGCUGCUACUAACGGUAGUGCAAUUGCAACUGGAAAUGGUGCCGUUCCAAAAAUGAGCAAUCAAGAUUUUAGGAAUAUGUUAUUGAAUAAAAAAUAAUUUACUACAACGUCACUCAUUUCCUCAAUCCUUGUCUGUUUCAAGAACUCUCUAUGCUUUAAAGAAUGUGUAUACAUCACAAGAAUAUUAAAAUUACGCAUUAUUUAAGCUACGAUCUAGUGGAAAAAGAUCUCUCGUGAAUUGUUCUUUCUUUAAUGUAUUAUUUAAGACAUUAUUUUGAAAAAGAAGAUGUAAAUGAAAGGAAGACUAGGAACCACAAAUUCUUAGAAAAUAAAUAUGUUUAAUGUAAGAAAGUUUAUAUAUACAGAAUGAAAAUGCGUGUGCAAGUGAGCGCGUAUUACUCUAAACGCAAACGAGAACUUCCUCAUCAUGCAUACAUCACAGUGUCAAAUAUACAUUUACCGUACAGAUACGUACGACAGAAAAAUCGUCCGAAUUAUUACAAGUGAAAAAUCGAAUAAGAAGGAAAGUUGUAUCACAAGUAACAAUAAAUCAGGGUGACCAUUUUUCUCAAUAUUAAACAAGAAUUCUUCUUCUGUGUAUCUUGUAUAUAUAUAUACCGUAUAAAAUUAUAUUAAAAGACAUUGUAAAAUGUUUUCAAAAGACAAUGUAUACAAAAUUAUUUUUUGGUCACCCUACAUUGAAAUACAAAUAUUCUUCUACAACUGCAAUGGUGCAUUGAACGUGUUGUGUUUUUUAUGCCUCGGUGGAGCGACAGGUGGACUUUCAGGUGUCAGCAACCGCCUCGUCAUAAGCCACUUUUUGGCUCGGCCAGAGUGAUAAUAAUACGAGUAAAGCAAUGCCAUAGCCGCCAGCACAACCAGCAGGCACGUACCAGCGAUAAUGAUACUGAAUAACCAAUAUGGCCCACUUGGUUCUGGCACCAAUGUUGUGUCUGUUGGUGAUUUUUCUUCUGGGAUCGAUUUCGUCGGUGGUUCUGCUGGUGGUCGAGGUGAAAGAGGCUCCACGUCAUCUCCGAUGCUAAUAUCAGCACAAGCACGAAAUUCCUCUUGAGGACCACAACCCACGGCUCCUGUGCGGACAUAGUCUUAGUAUACUUUCAUAAUUUAAUAUUUUAUGUAUUUUUUAAUGGAAUUAUGUGCAACUUUUCCUUUAUAAUUCGUGUAUUUGUCAUUUUUAUAUAUUUAUUCUGUACCAAAAUUAUUUUGCAAAUCUUAUCCUCGUAAUUCACGAUGUAUAAUGGUAUAUUGUAUAGGGUUUCAAGGUUUAUUUGAUUUUUCUGAUUUGUUUCCGAUACAUUGAGAUUUAAUCGCAAAUAAUGUUGAAAGUAAAAUUCUUAAAUUACAUCGUAAUUAUUGUGGAUGUAAACUAACGUAUUUAGGAAACCUAAAUACGUUAUUAAUAUAUUAAAAUAUAUAUAUAUUAAUAUUAGAAAUAAAGUUGAAAUAAUGUUUGUAUAUGAGAUUUGAAGAUAAUAAAGUGGUUGCUUAAAGAUGAACUUCAUCGGGAAUAUUAAUUGUUCUGAAGCAACCAUUUAAUGUGAAUAUUAUGUAAUAUUUAGUAAUUUAGUACGUACAUGUAUCUAUUAAUAGUUGAAACUUUCCAUCGGUACUUCGAUAGAAUACUAAUAUUAUUUACUUAUGUAAUAAGAAUUAGCUUGACAAAAUAUUUAGCCUCAAUACGAACUAAGAAAUUGCUUGUAGUUAUUCUUGAAAAGAAAUACAAAAUCUCUCGUUUAUAUAAA
This is a messenger RNA of Bombus terrestris (buff-tailed bumblebee), 4563 nucleotides long. It is a transcript of the gene Rnp4F, whose product is annotated as squamous cell carcinoma antigen recognized by T-cells 3. The coding region runs from base 153 to 2897 and encodes 914 amino acids. Gene Ontology annotation, molecular function: RNA binding; protein binding. The record is from RefSeq and is a predicted model, not a curated record. Gene Ontology annotation, biological process: RNA processing. Lineage: Eukaryota; Metazoa; Arthropoda; Insecta; Hymenoptera; Apidae. The transcript has 6 exons.